AUGGUUUUUGAACAAGAAAACAAAAAUUGUAUGAAGGAUGUCCGUUGUGAUUUACAAGAUGGACUUGAAAAAGUCCAAGAAGAUAAAAAAAGAAAUUAUAACAUAUCCAAUAAUAAUAAUAAUAAUAAUAAUAAGUAUGAAAAGAAUUAUAUAUCUCUUGUUGCAGAUUAUGUAAACAGAAAACAAAUUAAUAAUAUUAAUGACAAUAACAUGAAAAAAAGUUGUAUAAUGAAAAGAGUUAAUAAAAAGGAUAUAAAAUAUAAUGAUGUAAUAUUAAAAAAUGAUGAGACUUAUAUAAAUGAUAAUCAAACAAAAAAAAUAUAUAACAAUAAUAUUAAUAAUAAUAAUAAUAAUAAUAAUAUUAAUUAUAAUAAUAAUAAGUCUACAUAUUUAUUAAAUACAUAUAAUAACAAUUGCUCAAGUAUCAAUAAUAAGUCACAUCCUCAUAAAAAUUAUGAGACAAAUGACCAAUCUAUUAAUGAUUAUAAAUAUUCAUUUAAUAACAUUUCUUCUGAUUAUAACGUAGAACCCGUUUAUGAUUAUGUAAAUGAUACAUAUAAUCAUGAUAUACCCUCAAACAAAAAGGAGAUACAAACAGAAACAUAUAAUAAUUAUCAUUAUGAUAAUUAUAUGGUUAAUAAUGAUACACAUGAAAAUAAUAUAAUGGUAUUAGAAGAUGAAAAUAAAAAUUCGAGAUUUAUAAAAAAUAAUAAAUCCUGUUUGUAUCAAACAUCACAACAGAACAACCAAGGAUCUAUUAAUAGCAAUGAUACAAUAAAAAGAAAUAAAAAUUUUGUUUUAAAAAAAAAUGACAUAAAUGUAACAAAUGAUUCAAUAAAUUUUUCAUUCAAUGAAAAAAAAAAUAAAUUGACAAGCAUAUAUGUAGAAAGAGAAGAUCAAAAAAUGGUUAGCUUAAAUGUAAAUAAUGAUAUGUCUAUAUUAAAUAAAAAAAAAGAAGGGAAACAUAAUUUUUACAAAUCCAUAAAAGAACAGGAUGUAAUAAUAACAGAAAAAAAAAAAAAUACGAUAUUAAGAAAUAAAUUUUUAGAAGAUGAUCAUGUUAGAUCUAUUGAAAAUGUUCAGAAUGAUUCUUUAAAAAAUGAACAUAUAAAUAAUAUUAUAUAUAUGAAUGAUAAUAAUAUAAAUACUUAUAAAACCAUGUAUGAUAAAUCUAUGAAUGCUGUUGAAAAUGUAUAUUUAAAUGAACUUCACAAAAAAAAAAAUUAUAAAAAUGUUAUAUUUAAAUAUUUAUCUAAUAAUAAUAAGGAUGAAAAUGUUUAUAAUUUUAAAAAAAAUAUUUUUAAUGAUGUUGUAGAAUAUAAUAUGAAUAAGAAAGUGGCAGAUAUAUCUGGAAACAAAAUGUAUAAUUCGAACAAAGAAAUGUAUAUAUCUAAUAAUAAUGAUAAUAAUAAUAAUAAUAAUAAUAAUAUAUAUAAUGUCAAUACUUAUCAUCAUGGUUAUAAAAAAUACAACACAACAAGUCCAUAUAAUAAUAAUAAUAAUAUUAAUUCAUUUUAUAAGAAUACAACAACCAAUAACUGUAAUAAUAAAAAAACAAUUGAAUAUGAUAACAACGUUUUUUUUAAUAAUAAAAAAGAUAUUCAUCAUAAUAAUACAGAUAUUUCAAAAAAUCACGACUAUCAUGAUAAUAAAAAUAUUCAAUAUAAUAUAAAUAAUAAUGAUAAUUAUUAUAAUUCCUUUAAUGAUAUAAAGAAUGAAGGUAAUAUUAAUACAACCUUUAACGUUAAGAAGAAAUAUAAAAAGGUUAGAAUUAAUUCACAUGUAUCUUCAAAAUGGAAUGACAAAAAUGGUAUGAAUUAUAGGAGUGGUAUUAUUAAUAACCAGUUUAAUAAUAUGAAUGAUAUAAUAAUCUCUCACAAUAAUAAUAAUAAUAAUAUAAAUAUUAAUAACAAUAAUAAUAAUAAUAAUAACAGCAAUAAUAAUAAUAAUGGUGUUAGUAUGAAAUCUUCUAUUAAUAUUAAUAAAAAAAGGAAGAAUAUCAAAAAUUUUAGCCUGAAUUUAUGUAGUGCUUGUCUAAAUAUAGAUGACAAAAUUUAUAUCAAACAAAUAAAAGAAAUACUUGAUAGAGAUAUUAAUCUACUAGAUGAAGAUCCAAAAAUAAUUAAUGCAUUAAAACAAUCUAAUAUAUCUAAUUCUUAUCUUUUCAAUAAUUUAAAAAGUAUAGGUACAUUUCGUAAGGGUGGAUUAACAUGGGCUAUAUAUUAUAAUCAUAAUAAUCAUAAUAAUAAUAAUAAUAAAGGACUUAAUAAUAUGAAUAAGAUAAAGAAUGAAGCUAAUGACAGAAUUAUUAAAGAUAAAUUGUUAAAUAAUAUAAACUGUAAUAAUAUAAUAAACGACAUUAAUAAUAUCAAGACGACUAAUAAUAAUUGUAGUCCAUAUAACCUAAAUAAUGUUAAUAAUAAUAUUAUUAGUAACAUAUAUAAUAAUGAUAUGGAUACAAAAAAUAUAAAUCAUAUGAACAAUAGAAAUGAUUCAAUUAAUAUAGAUCCAUUUAAUAAUACAAACAAGAUUGACCAAUUUGAUGAUAUGAAUGAAAAUAACAAAAAAAAAGAUAAUUCAUCUUUUAUUAAUAAUAAUAAUAUAGACAACGAUAAUAAUUAUAUAGAAUUAAUAAAAAAUAAUUCCUUUUGUAAUGAUAAAUAUAUUAUUGAACCCAUUAUUGAAAAUACAUGGUUAAAAAAAGUGUUAUUAAUUAUAAAAAAAGAAUCUUUAGAUAUUGAAUGCUUUCUUUUUAAGAUAAAAUAUUAUUUUUAUAAAUCUGUUUUAUUUUUAUAUCAAGAAGGAAUAAAAUCAUAUCUAGGUGAUGUAGCGAAUCAAAUGAAAAUAUAUAUAAAUUAUAAUUUCUGGUCAGCAGCUGAAAUAGCAUUUAUAUUAAGACAAAUAACAAGUAUUUGUAAUAUACAAAUAGAGGUAAGAGUGAAAGGAGAAAUUGGUUGUGUUAUUUAUUUAAAUGAGCAACCUAAAUGGUUUCAAGGAUUUGUUGAUAGUCACAAUAUGAUUGAUACAUUUAGUAAGAAAGAUUGGUAUUUACUGAAUAGCUUUGCAAUUAAGAUGAUGCAAUAUAAGAAGGGAGACAAGAAAAAAGAUGAUUCUAAGGAGGAUACCACAAUAAGUAUGGAUAACAACAAAGAUGUAGUCAAUAAUAAUGAUAAUGAUGAUAAUAAUGAUGAUAAUAAUGAUGAUAAUCAUAAUAAUAAUCAUAAUAAUAAUCAUAAUAAUAAUCAUAAUAAUAAUAAUAAUAAUAAUAAUAAUGAUGAUGAUAACCUGUGUGAAGAUAAUUUCCAUAACAGUUACAAUAGUAAUAAUAAUGAAUGCAUAUUUUGCUCUUCAUCAAAUAAAAAACUCAAGUCUUAUAUGUUUAAUGGUGGUAGAUAUGCAUUUGCAGCUAAAUUAAAAGAAGAGAUUAAACAUUUUCAUUCUAAACGAUUAGGAGAUAUAAUUCAUUUAGUUCAGCUAGCCAUACAUAAAGGAAUUUUUGUUUAUUCUCAACGUAUUUUAUUACCAGUAUCUGCAUGCGAAAAAAGUGCUGACGAUCUAUAUCCAAAAAUUAAAAAUCUAAAUUAUGAUAUAUGCGAAACAUUAGAAGAAGUAUUACAAAUUAUAUCAUUAUUAGUUGAUCAUAAAACAAAUGGAUUAGUUCUAGCUCAAUUAAAACAACAAUUUAUACUUCAAUUUAAAAAAGAAUUAAAUAGUUUACAUUUUGGAUAUAAGAAAUUACAAAAUUUAUUAAUGGCUGAACCAUUUAAUAAAUAUUAUAAAUUAUAUAUACCAAAUAAUAAUUUACAUAGAACACAUAUACAACAUAAGAAAUAUAAAACUCCUGAUAAUUGUCGUAUAUUUGAAAAAGAAAAUAUCCAUUUGAAAAAUCAUCUAGAUUUUAUUUAUAACACACAAUUUUUUACUGACCUAUAUGUACAUGAUCAAUAUUAUGAUAAUGAAGAUAUAGAAAAUAAAAUACAAAAUGAUAAUGAUAUAUACAUAUCUCAGAAUAAUUAUUUGGAACAACAAAAUAUAUCCCUACAUAGAACUAAUACAACUUUUAUAAAUGAUAAAAAAGAAAUAAUAAAAAAAAAUAUAUAUAUGUUAAAUUUAAGUGGUGACGACAACAAAUGUGAUAUAAAAGAAAAUAACAUUGUAAAGAAAGAAAUGUGUAAUAUAAAAAAUAAUAAUGAUAAUAUGUUUGAGCUCACUCAUACAAAUAUACAUAAUUUACCAUUAUAUAUUCAAAAAUGUAUACAUACUAUAUUUGAAAAGAAUAAUGAAACAAAUGACCAAUUAAACUUCAUAGAAGAAGACAAACAAAAUGAAAAUCAUUUUUUAUAUGAUAUAAAUAAAAAUAUUAAAUAUAAAAAAAAUUAUGAUUAUAUUAAUAAUAAUCUUGAUCAAAAUGUUCUUUCUAAUAAUAUCGAAUCUUAUGAUCAUAUUAAUCAUAAUAAACAAAUACAAUUAUUUAAUACAUUAUAUCAUAUCGAUAUGGAUCUAUCCUCUAUAAAUAAACAUACAUACAAUAAAAUAAAAGAUAUUUUUACAAAUGUUCUACAAAGAAAUGAACAAAAUAAUGAUAAUAUUAUAAAUCAUAAGGAAUUUAUUAAUAAAGAACAUGAAGAAAUUAUAAAUGAUGAUCACCAUUAUAAUAUUUGGAAUAUUCAUUUUAAAAAAGAUACUUUAUUCAAUAUGUAUAAACAAAAUAAUAAUACAUCCGCAACAAAUGCCGUAUCUCCUAUUUUAAACAUAUAUACUUUAAUAAAAAAAUAUAAAAUUAAAAAGAAAAAGUAUGAAACAUUUUUUGAUGAAAUGAAUAAUGAUGAUGGUCCUAUUCAUAUGAAUAAUAAAAAUAAACAAGAUAAAGAUAACAUCCAUAUUGAAAAUAAUGAUAAUUAUAAUAAUGAUAAUUAUAUUUAUGGUGAUGGUAAUGAUAUCCAUAGGGAUUAUAUAAAUAAUUAUAUUAUUAAUGAGGAUCUUACUCCUCAUAAUCAUUUUACUAAUCAUAAAAAUAAUAAAAAUACAGAUAAACAAACACUACACAUGUUACACAAUAAUGAAAAGAAUUUUAUCUCUCAAAUGGAUCAAAUAGAUGUAACAAAUGUUAAUAUAAACAGGAAAAAUAAAAUGAACAAAAUUUAUAAAUCUAAGAGCAUAAUAAAUAGACAUCAUACAAAUAAAUCCAUGGAAUCAUACGACAAUAUAGAAUUCCAACCUAAUAACAAAUUAGAAAGUUAUGAUGAUAGAAAUAUUCAAUUUUAUAAUGAAAAAUGUAACAGAUAUUUCAAUGUAGAUAAUAAGAGAGGAGAAAGUGUUUUUCCCAUAUUAAGUGAUACAAAAAAUAAUAUAACAUAUAAUCAAGAUGAUUUAUUCAAGGCAAAGAAUAUUGAACCGUUAAAUAUUGAUCAAAAUAAAAUAAAUUAUAACAACAAUAAUAAUGAUAGUAAUUAUUAUAUGUUAAAUAAUAAAUAUAGUGAUAAUAUAAUAAUAGAAUCCAAUUAUUUAUCCUCACAGAAUAAUUUAUCACAAGAAGAUAUUUUUAAUGAUGAAAAAAAAAUUAUUGAAAUGAUUGAAAAGACAAUAGAUGAAGAUUAUAUAAAUAAUGAAGAUAAAAAGGAUGUUAACCAUGAUAUAAUAAAAAAUAUAAAUAAUAAUAAUAAUAAUAAUAAUAGUAAUAGUAGUAUUAAUAUCCCUAAUUAUAGUGAUGAUAAUAAUAAUAAUAAUAAAUAUUUUAUCUUCGACAAGGAUAUAAACAACAAUGUUGAAGAGCACAAUUUUAAUGAUAUAUCUCUAAAGGAUAAUAUAACAAAUAAUAAUUCAACAAUUGAAUAUAAAAAUUAUAAAACAUCUUGUAAUAAUAAUGAUGAUUUUAAUGAGGAUGAUUAUAAUUAUAGUGAUGAUAAUUUUAAUUUAAUAAAUAAUACUAUCCAUUAUUGUAACAGUUCUAAUAACAGAAAUAUAAAAUGUGCAGACCAAAAUGAAGAGAAAAUUUAUAAUACAAACAAUGUUAUAAAUAAAAAUAAUUAUUUAAACAAUAGUAAUUAUGAUUAUAAUGAUAUAUUCACAAAUUUUGUAAAGGCAAAUAAUGAAAAUGUAUAUAUAGCUAAUAGUAGAUCUAUCAAUACAGAUAUAGAAGAUAUAAAUGAUAUAAAUGAUAUAAAUGAUAUAAACGAUAUGAGUGGUAUUGAUAAUAAUAAUUGUGUUAAAAAUAUUACUUAUAUAAAUAAUAAUUCAAACCUUCUAGACAGCAAUAAUAAUAGUAGUACUACAACAACGACAACAACUACUACAACUUCUAUCAGGAAUAAUAUGAAACACUAUAAUAAUGUAGACAUAAAUAAUAUUAAUAAUACAAAUGAUGUUAAUUGGUCAAAUGUUCAAUGUGAUAAUAACAAUAUAAAUAUUGAAAAUGCAGGAGAAAAAUCUUUUUCUUUUCAUACACACAAUAAUAAUAAUAAUAAUAAUAAUAAUGUUUCAAAUAUAAACCUUAAUUCAAUUAACCCCAAUCUUAAUAAUAUAAUAAAUAAUGAAGAAAAGAAUAACGAUGAAAAUAUUAUAUUUAAUAAAGAAGAAUAUUUACAAUAUGAAUCUGUAAAAAAUAAUGACAUAAAUAUUAUUUAUAAUAAUCAAUAUGAUAAUAAUAGUAAUUAUAUAUAUGAACAAAAAAAAAAAGAUGGAAAUCAAGUUAUAUAUAAUAAUGAUGAUAAAAUGUCAUCCAAUAUCAAUAAAUCAGAGGAAUGUCUAAACUCUUCAAAUGCAUUUAUUCAGAAUCUAUAUAUUCCUUAUAAUAAUAUGAAAGAUAAUGAUAACAUCAUAUCAUCACAAAAUAAUAUUAUAUAUGACGAAAAAAUUAAUAAUAUAAACAAUGGAUACAAUAUUAAUGAUGAAUAUAGUGUUGAAAAUUAUGAUAUACGUCACAUAAAUAAUUUGAAUAAAAAGGAUUACUUAAUGGAUGGAAAUAAAAUUCUCAAUAAUGAUAAUAAUAAUGAUACACAUGAUAAUCACAUUAUUCAUAAUAAUAUUAAUUCUUAUAACAAUGAUAUAUAUAACCACUUCCAUACCUAUAACAAUUGUAAUCCAUACAAUAAUGAUAAAAAUGAAUUAUCAAAAAAAGGAGCAGUAUUAAAUAGAUAUGAUGAACAAGAGAAAAAUAUUCAACUCAACAAUGUAUAUAAUAAUAUAUCUUCUCAAUCAUUAAAUAAAAAUAAAAAAAAUAAUUUUCAAAAAAAACACUUAGAUAAUCCAUCUAUAAAUCUUAAAGAAGAAAAAAAUUAUCAUCCCAAAAAAAAUUUCAAUAAUAAUCUUGAAAAAGAUAAUAAAAUAUUAACAAACGAUAUUGACCAUAUAAGUUUUAAUAAAAAAAUUUGUAAAAUAAAAAAUAUUUAUUCAGAAAAUAAAAAUAAUCCAUUUUUUAAAAAUAAUACAAAUCAUAUUUUUAAUACUAAUAUAAACUUAUAUGAAAAAAAAAAUUAUGUAGAAGAUGAAUUGUGUCAUAAGGAUCCAAUCAAAUUCUCAUCCUUAAUUAAAAAUAAACAAAAAAAUAAUAACUCUUUUAGAAAUUUAUUAGAUGACAAUCACUAUAUUAGAAUUAACAGCCAAACUAAUUUUAAUAAUCCAAACAAAUAUUACCACUUGAAAAAUAAAAUCAACAAAUAA
Plasmodium adleri (nom. inval.) is the source of this 7659-nucleotide messenger RNA. RefSeq names its product conserved Plasmodium protein, unknown function. Bases 1 to 7659 code for a protein of 2552 amino acids. Lineage: Eukaryota; Apicomplexa; Aconoidasida; Haemosporida; Plasmodiidae. The transcript has a single exon. The record is from RefSeq and is a predicted model, not a curated record.